AUGAAUAACAAUGAUGAUUUGACUUUGUUACAAACUAAUAAUCAUUUAAAAAGAAAAAUUAGUAGACCAAGAAAACCAAUUUGGCAACAUUUUACUGAAAUUGGAAGCUCUAACAAUAAUAACAAUAAUAAAUGA
Molecule: messenger RNA, 135 nt
Organism: Entrophospora candida
Lineage: Eukaryota; Fungi; Glomeromycota; Glomeromycetes; Entrophosporales; Entrophosporaceae
Source: the annotation of a GenBank genome assembly